AAAACGGUGAGAUGUCUAGCAUUGGUGACUUUAAGAGGCGGACGCCCAAGAACAACACGGUUCGGCGUGCCCUAAAAAAGUACGAGCCGAAGGUGAUGGAAAAUCCGAAAUGCAUUCUUUUUCUAAAGGGUUCCUCAAUCAAUGAAGUAGGCAGUGAUGCUAUGGCAGACCUAAACGCGAUCACAAAGCCGUAUAACAAGAAGUUAGCGAAGAAAAAUGCCUUUACGCCGUUUGAUGGUUAUCAGCAUCUGGAGUUUCUGGGAUUCAAGAACGACUGCUCCUUGUUUUGCUUUGGGUCGCACAACAAGAAGCGCCCUAACAAUCUGACCUUCGGUAGACUGUUUGAUUUCCACAUUCUCGACAUGGUUGAGGCUGGGAUUAUUGCAGCUGAUCGCUUAGACAUGUCGCGUGCAUCUGAGGUGGAAGCAGGAUCAUUAGGUGGGAAGCCUUUUUUUGUUUUUGAGGGUAGUGAGUUCUCCUCUGAUCCUACCUUUAUGAGGCUUAAAAACCUCCUCGUCGACUUUUUUGGGGGUGGAAACGACGCCGAGAUUAACUUGGACGGGUGUGAUCGGGUGCUGUUCUUCUCCCUUCGCUCCGCGAACGGUGAAGACGCAUGUGUGGCGCCUGCUACCGAUUGCUUGGGAAACAACAAGCCCACCGAGAAGGGAAAUACAAUAUUAUGUAUGCGUCACUAUGCGGUGCAAAAGCCCUCAUUUGCCGCCGGUUUUAGUAAAAACAUUCAAAAUAUAUCACUGCACGACAUCGGGCCCAAUUUCGACCUUGAACUUCGGCGAAUCCAAUUCGCCGAACCACCGGCGUUCCGUGCGGCCUGCAAGGUACCUCGCGAAGUACUGGCAAAGAUGCGUUCGACGCAAACAAAUGUUUCAACUGAUGAUAUGAACAACCUUACCGGUCAAAUACAUGUAGGUAAUCAAAACACCGAUACGUUGAAUUUACGGCGCUUUAAAGCGCACCGCGGUGGCGCUCACCAAUCCACAGGCUUGCUUGGGGUCGUCGAUGAAGAGGAAGGAGUGAAUGGCGAAUCGAGACCAAGGAAAAGAGGACGUAAAGUGGAAGUCGGGUCUUCCGAGACCAACAUUGAAACGGAUAUCUAAAAUUUAAAAAUUCUAAUCUACUAAAUAACUGGUUUUACACUAUUGAAAAUAUAGUUUCCGCGAAUAAAAUGCAAGUAGAAAAUUCAUACGGUUUGCCAGUAUGCUCGUAAGAGAUGAAUCUUCACUAAA
Phytomonas sp. Hart1 is the source of this 1244-nucleotide messenger RNA. NCBI's taxonomy places the organism in Eukaryota, Euglenozoa, Kinetoplastea, Trypanosomatida, Trypanosomatidae. The record is from the annotation of a GenBank genome assembly.